AUGAAAUCAUUUCAGGAUGGAAAUGAAGAAACGGGCUUUGUGUUGCCAUCCGGGGCCCAGGAUAGGGGGGCCUGUGGAGCCAUUGCAAAGUUGAAUGACGACCUGGCCGUCGGCAGCACGGCCCCCGAUCCCACAGGGGUUGGCUCUGACGGGGAUAACGGCAAAGUGCAAUGCAAAGACACUGAUCCCUCAAUCCUUGGAGACAGCUACAAAAAAACUUGCAUUUGCUGGUAUGAAAAGAUUCCGGACCAGACGGACAUCUUCGGCAUGCCGAAGUCCGGCGGGUAUGGUUCCAUUGACUUCAUGCCUGCCUCGAGCUAUCUUGAAGACCCGAACUAUACGCCGGAGAAGAUUCAGCCUGCUGCCCCUGGGACCGCAUCUAGUUAG
Molecule: messenger RNA, 387 nt
Organism: Penicillium canariense
Lineage: Eukaryota; Fungi; Ascomycota; Eurotiomycetes; Eurotiales; Aspergillaceae
Exons: 2
Coding region: 1-387 (128 amino acids)
Source: RefSeq, a predicted model, not a curated record